Messenger RNA from Suillus subaureus, 4543 nucleotides. RefSeq lists its product as uncharacterized. NCBI's taxonomy places the organism in Eukaryota, Fungi, Basidiomycota, Agaricomycetes, Boletales, Suillaceae. The record is from RefSeq and is a predicted model, not a curated record. Gene Ontology annotation, molecular function: protein binding. The transcript is spliced from 11 exons. Bases 201 to 4391 code for a protein of 1396 amino acids.
CUGUGUUAAGGCAUCACUUAACGAUCCCAGACUAUCCCCUAUAGGCAGAAGAGAAUGAUUGCCAAAUAAGGAUCUACUCGGACCAACAAGAAAAGAGAACGGUCACGUGGUAAAAACACGCCGCGUGCCAGAGCUGAGAACUCGCCUAGAGUCUUGCAAGUUUCAACGCUGCAACAUUUAACGCUCUCACUUUUGAUGCCAUGGCAGAGACUCGUCCAGCAUGGAUGACAGACGAUUUAGACGAAGAGUGGAUAGACGAAGACGAAGCGUCGUCCUUGGGCACUCAGUCCAUCUCUCUCACAACUCCAUUACCCGGCUACUUGCGAACCCCAAGUCAAGCUCAGGAGGACACUGAGCCACUUCCAGCAGCAUCUGAACCCGUCGGUACGUUCUUGAUCCGCGAGGACAUACCCGCUCCAGCUCUCUUGCAAAAGACGCCGGGCCGACAACCUAAGAGGGGCAUCAUUAAAGAUUUCUUCAGUCCUUUAGCACUCGAGAAAAUGUUCGAGCCACCUUCACCACCCCCUUCGAAGCCAACUGCACUUGCGCUUCAGUGCGCUCCGAUGGUUCCCUCUCGCUUAUCUCAGGCGUACACGCCAGACGACUCACAGACAGACCUCGAGCUAUCAGGCCAGCCCACGGCAGUGCCCUCUCUCAAUUCACUUGCGCCGCCCGGAUCUAGUAUGGAAUGCAAAUUUACUUUUACUGUUCCUCGCACCAAUGGAAGUGUGCCUCAGGCAGAAAGCACGCCAGGUAUCUACAGCAUCGCACGACCUCCCAUGACAGAUCCACGCCUACGCCUUUUUCAGCUUCAGUAUGACACAUUCACGCGUGAUCACUUGUCGGCAAUGGUCGAUUCAAUAGCAAUAAAUACGCCUUCUGGUGGAAGCGCAGAAGGCAAUGGUUCUUCCAGGAGUAUCCCACAUCUCGCAUUGGUCAACGUGCAAGAGGCCACCGUCUCAGAUGACACACCUAUUCGCAGCAUUAAACGAGUCAAACUCAGCCCUCCAAGCCACUAUUAUGGUGAAGGCGAUGGCGCGGGUGCUACCAUCGCGAGGCCAAUGGUCUCAAGGGUAGACUAUGUUGGCGAGUCUCGUUCUCUCAUGCAACAGAUCAAGGCCGCACGCGAUUUCUCCACGAUAUCUACUACGGCAGGUCCGCGGUCCCCCGACAGCCAAGCAGAUAAUAGAGCUGAGGCCCUUAACGCGCAGCCCAAGCCUUCACCAGAAACUGGUACCUCUGUCCUUCGUAUCCCUGAUGAUCGCAGCGCGGCUACUACGAGUUCAUCAACAGCCGUAACUGCUCCCAGUAAUCAUUCAUCCCUGGCGUAUCGCCAUCAAGCAGCGACCCUGAUGCAGCAGAUCAAAAGCGAUAUUCGAGGUUCUAAACGUCUUUUCUCGGGUGCCACUGACAUAUCCCGUCUCACUCACGCGGACGACGUUUUGCCUAUCGAACGUUCGUGCGACAGUGCGUGGUCUGUAUCUCAAGUCAACGUCGGCAAGAAGAAGGCCAAUAAGUUCGGGUCACCCCGCAGGCUGUCAUCUUCCUCCAGGAGCUACCGCAGUCCCCGGAAAGCGUCGCGCAAUACCAUCAUUGAGGAUGCUGACCGAACGUUGGAGCACGAAAUGUCCAAUAUGUCUAUCGAGGCACCCUGGCAACAGCCAGUUACAUUCGUUCAGCAAUCUAUGGUACAUCCUCCUGCACAGAUCCCUCCUUCGUUUCCCUCGACCUCGACCUGCUCUGGCUCCAAUGAGGACCUUAACAGGAUCGUGUCCUCUAGCACAGCUUCUGGAACCAUAACCACAAUGAGCAGUGCACCCUCGUUCGUAAAACACGCCGGUCCAGUUCAGAUCACCCGCAUCGCACCAUCGGAUGUACCAGCUCUCCCACAGAGGGUCGGCCGUAUGGUCUAUGACAAGGAUCUCAUGAAGUGGGUGAGGGUCGCUACUCGUGCGGCCUCAGACGCCGAGGACCAGCGCGAUCAGACAGCUUGCACUGGCACAGAUGGAGAUAGUGAGGAUCCAUUUAAAGACAUAGAGAGCCUGAAGGAAGAUGACUCCAGGGAUACGCAUGGGAGUGCGCACGUGGAUGUUGGAGGUGAUAUCCCUGAAGCUGAAGGAGAGCAGGAUGAAAUGGAGAUGAGUCGUAUUGAAGAGGCCGAGGAGGACGUGGAGCUAAAUGAUCAGGAAGAAGUUGACCUGACAUCCUUUUCUUUCGACGGGCCAUCGGUCGCAGCUAUUCGGGUUGUGCCAUCGGACGAUUCGGAAGAAGUUGAGGCAAGCGAUUCCGAAUCAGACGAUCGCCAUGGAGCUGCGCUUGAGGGUGAAGGCGAGGACGCGGCUGCAGUCUUUGAAUCGGAGGAUGAAUUCUCGCCUGAACUGCGAGCUCCUUCGCCCAUCCGGCCUGCUUCGAACUCUACUGCGGUAGCUGUUACCCCAAAUGCGCCACAAUGUCGGUCAUUAUCGCUUAUCAUUCCAAUGCCCCGCUCGGCCCUGAAGAGUACGAGCGUCACUCCCGUGUCAGCAAUGAAGGAUCCGAGUCGUGAUCGGCACCGUACUCCAGCCCAGCGACUUGGCCACCGUCGUUCCGUAAGUUUUUCUGAUGGGAAGAGGGAUGGGCCUAUACGGGGCCUGAACCCAAAAGGCCACGGGAGCGAUGACGACGUUGGUAGCCAUGCUAUAAGCAUUUCAGAGCAUGACCCUGCACAGGGGUUAUUUAUUCCCUCGGCAAGGUCCAGACGCAUAGCGGAGAUGAUGCAGAAUCUAGAAAGCCCUGGCUUCGAUAACGUUUCCCCCACGAAAUCAUCAAGUUCGGGCCGUCCACCGACAGAAGAACUGCAGCCCUUCGCUUCUAGGCAGCCGAGUAGUCAAAUGGCUGUUGCCGAUAGCAGUGGAUUGACCCGUCGUGUCUUUUCGACGUUGCAAAAGGGUCGUUUGAGUGGGAAGGAUCAGAAGGCAAACGCUACUUUCUUGACUGAGUGCUCCUUUGGCUUGGCGCAUGACCGACUCGUGCAGGUGAUCACUGAUGUCCAGCCAUUUGAGCCACACUGGGAUGAGCUGCACACUAUUGACCUUUCUCGCAAGUCGUUGGAUGGUGUGACUCGACUGAAGGAGUUUCUACCGAAGCUGGAUUCUCUAGUAUUAAAUCACAAUCAGCUGUCAUGGCUGAGCGGCAUCCCCAAUUCUGUGCGGACGCUUUCUGUUGCUCACAACUUACUGACAGGUGUCACUUCAUUUAGUCACUUGCAGAAUAUUGAAAGCCUCGAUAUAAGUCACAAUGACAUCGACUCUUUGACACAACUACAGUGUCUUCGACACUUGAGGGAGCUACGAGCUGAUGGCAAUCACAUUACCAGCAUCGACGGCCUUCAGAAAUUGGAUGGGCUAACCAAGCUUAGUCUACAAAGCAACCAAAUUCAAGAAGCCGACUUUGCCAAAUUUCGAUGGCCGCGUUUGGAGAUGUUAAACCUGAGCGGGAACUGUAUUUGCAGUAUCUUGAACUUGGCAUCAAGCCUACCUGCACUAAUUGCGCUCAAUGUCGACAAUAAUACAAUGGACAAUAUUGAGCCUGGUGGCAUAAUGCCAAGAUUACGCAUCCUUCGGGCUAGUGGCAACCGACUCAAGCAUCUGAAUGUUGCCCCAUUCCCAAACCUCCGCACGCUGUACCUGGACAAUAAUUCUCUCAACACUCUCGUAAAAGCGGAACGCCUUAGUAAGCUAGAGAAUCUUAGCAUGCGAAAUCAGACUUCUUGCGGGUUUGACUUUAUCGAAGAGCCGUGUUACAAUCUGCUGUACCUUGAGGUGGCCGCCUGCCGACUGACCUCUCUCCCACAUGACCUCGCGCGUCUAACGCCAAACUUGAGAGUCCUGAACCUCAACUACAAUUUUUUGAAUGAUGCUCUCUCCCUGGAGGGGCUUACCAGACUUAGGAAGCUCACUAUGAUUGGUUCUCGCUUGAAGGGGACUAAACAGCUGAUCCGCAUAUUACAGCGUAUGCCCGAUGUGGAAAUGCUCGACUUUAGGAUGAACCCCUGUACACUUGAGUGGUAUCUCCCACUUCUGGUGAAAGAUAUACCAGGGGCAUUGCAACCAUCUGAGAGAAAUGGCAGCAGCGACGGAGAGGAUGGUCGCCUCAGGGGUGAGAAGGGAAGCACGGAAUAUGGAUGGCAAGAACUGGACUCGAAGUUCCGUCGGGACCUCCCGGAUGACGCAUAUGUCGGCCGCCUUGCAUAUCGUGGGCUGGUCAUGAGAGCAUGUCCCCGGAUAGGGAUGCUAGAUGGGGUCGAGGUUUCGGAGAAGGAACGGACGAAGGCUGAUCAACUGCUGCAGGGUAUAAUGGCAAAGAGUAAAAUUAAGGGGGCCAAGGGGAGUCCUAGUCAGGGACGACAGUGAUAAUCGGCGCUGGUGGCUGAAAGUGAUUCCUGACUGGACUCCACCACAUAAUCAAUCGAUCAUUUUGGGAUGUUUGCUUUGUGUAGUAUUUUUGCGGUGUUUGUAGAUCAUAAUCUAUCAUACUCUUGGUAUCUUGUAUCAAGUAAGUGGAA